GACACACGUACUUCUCUUCUGCUUCUUCUGCCACCCAUCCUUUCCUCUUCAACUCCCCCCCUCCUCCUUCCUUCCUUCCAUUCCCUCCAUUGUUCCUUCCCUUCUUACCACCUUCCUUGCCACUCGCUCUCUUUUUCACUCGUAGCCUCAGUUCCUUCGUCGCUUGGACCUGCUGCUCCUUCUUCGUCUUCUUCCUCUUCACUCUCAUUUCGCCUUUGUUCUUGGUCUCCAUACCACUUCGCUCUCGCUUUUCUGUUCUUUCCUGACAUAUAUAUAUAUACCUUCACACAAUGGAAGAAACCGAGUCCAGUGUCCCUCAGCAGGCCAUUCUCCUCACCAUCCGUCCAUCCUCGGGCUCAACCUUCACCACUGCCAUCUCAACCGACUCAACCGUCCUCCAGCUCAAGGAGAAACUCGCCACCACAGACCUGCCCGCUGCCUCCAUCCGACUUGUCUACUCCGGCAGAGUCCUCAAGGAUGAGGAUCAGCUUUCUGUCUAUUCCAUAAAGGAAGGUCACACCAUCCACAUGGUCAAGAGUGCAACAAACCGAGCCAACGAGCAAGCCGUCCAGACUGUUAGACCCAACAGCAGCAACAAUGCACCAGGACCAGAAGGAUUCGAUGAACACGGCUUCAUGUCGACUCUUCUUGAGAACCCGGCUAUCAGAGACAUGAUGGCGAAUCCAGAAGUUGUCCGGAGGAUGAUGAUGGCGAACCCACAGACACGUGAGGUCAUGGAAAACAAUCCUGAGGUUGCCCAGAUGCUCAAUGAUCCUUCUUUCCUUCGCCAGUCGUUGGACAUGGCCAGAAAUCCAAAGUUGAUGAAGCAGGCAUUGAGGAACAACGAUCGGGCGCUUUCGAACUUGGAGAUGAUCCCCGGAGGGUUUAACCAUCUACGUCGGAUGUAUCACAGUGUCCAGGAGCCCAUGGAGGCCUCGAGAAGUGCGCCCGAGCCCUCAACGGAUGACUUGAAUGAACGGUUUGCAGCCCGACUUAACGCAGACACCCGUCCACAUGCUGGAGAACUCAAUACCACGGCCCUCCCUAAUCCAUGGGCACCGCAGAGACCUCAGAGCAAUGCCUCCCGAUCUCCAUCAAUGCUCAUGGGAAUGCCUGGCAUGGGAGGAAAUUCCCCAGGCGGGAUAGGUGGAUUCAGUCCUUUUGCCAAUCCGUUUGCAGGACUGGAGGGACCCGGUGCUGGAGCAACAGGACAGUCUGGCAGCAACGCCAACCCUUUUGGGGCGAUGAUGGGUCAAAGGACGGGUGGGGGGUUCGGGAGCGGGUCCCAAGCGAACCCGUUUGGGUUCCCGGGCAUGGGCGAAGGUUUCUCACCGAUGGGCAAUAACCCGGAGACGUUCCAACAGAUGAUGCAAUUCAACCAGAUGAUGAGGCAGAUGCAACAGCAGCAACAGCAGCAGCAACAAGAUUCGGCGCAAUCUCCUAUGCCUGGCUUCCCAUCCUACCAUUCAAUGUUCCGCGGAGCACCUUCAAUUGUCCAUCCAACCCAUACCACCAGCACCCCAUCUACUAAUACUACCACUAAUUCGACAACCAACGCCGCUACCACCACCACCAAUACGACGACCAAUGCCAUUGCACCGGCUUCGAUAGCUGCACCAACGACAACGGUGGCAUCGAUCCAACCGCCAGAAGAGCGGUUCGAGACGCAGCUGGCAUCACUGCGUGACAUGGGCUUCUCAGAUAACAACAGGAAUGUGCGAGCACUGCUUGCCUCAGGAGGAGACGUUAAUUCAGCCAUAGAGUUCUUAUUGAGAAUGUAACAUAUCCACCACCAGGGCAAUGAAAACAACAUGAAAACAACUAACAACAAGCGAAACAGCAACAGCAACAGUAACAGAAAAACAAAGGACCACCCCGAAUUUUGUGAAAAAGAAUCAUUAUGUCCCCAGGAAACUCCA
This is a messenger RNA of Gamsiella multidivaricata, 1919 nucleotides long. RefSeq lists its product as uncharacterized. The transcript has 7 exons. Gene Ontology annotation, cellular component: cytosol. The record is from RefSeq and is a predicted model, not a curated record. Bases 291 to 1781 code for a protein of 496 amino acids. Gene Ontology annotation, biological process: ubiquitin-dependent protein catabolic process. Lineage: Eukaryota; Fungi; Mortierellomycota; Mortierellomycetes; Mortierellales; Mortierellaceae. Gene Ontology annotation, molecular function: polyubiquitin modification-dependent protein binding.